CCUAUUGUCUACCUCCGAGCAGGGGGAGGUGCUGAGAAUACCCAGCAGUCUGCCACAGGCCUGUGAUUCCCAGUGCUAAACACACACACACACACACACACGCUCUCGCACUGGGCCUUCCUUGCACGCUUUUGUUCAGUGACAGCUGCCUGCCUCCAGAACAAAAGGUUUGCUCCCCUCUGAAGGCUUCGUCAAGACCAGGCCUUUCACAUUACACCCAACACUGCCGGCCAAUAAAGAAGUGAGACAUUAAAAGUGCUGGGUUUCUCUCUCACUUCAUCAAGCUUUGUGUGUCUGCCAUCUCCAACUACACCUUCUGCUGAGGCUGUUCGUCAAAGUCCUUCAAGUUAUACUCGCCGAAGGAGCCUCCUAACGGCAACGCCUUCCCCCCCUACCACCCAGGCAGCAUGCUGGAUCGCGAUGUUGGUCCGACACCUAUGUACCCUCCGACAUACUUGGAGCCCGGUAUUGGGAGGCACACUCCUUAUAUGAACCAGACAGACUACAGGAUAUUCGAGCUCAACAAGCGAUUACAGAACUGGACAGAGGAAUGUGACAACCUCUGGUGGGAUGCCUUCACCACAGAGUUCUUUGAGGACGACGCCAUGUUAACUGUCACUUUCUGUUUGGAGGAUGGACCGAAGCGAUACACUAUCGGUCGCACUUUGAUUCCUCGCUAUUUCCGCAGUAUCUUCGAGGGAGGAGCCACGGACCUGUACUACGUCCUCAAACACCCGAAGGAAUCAUUUCACAAUAACUUUGUGUCGCUGGAUUGUGACCAGUGCACAAUGGUCACACAGCACGGGAAGCCCAUGUUCACUAAGGUGUGUGUGGAGGGCCGGCUGUACCUGGAAUUCAUGUUCGAUGAUAUGAUGAGGAUCAAGACUUGGCAUUUCAACAUCCGUCAGCACCGAGAGCUGAUUCCACGCAGUAUCUUAGCCAUGAACACCCAGGACCCACAGAUGCUGGAUCAGUUAUCGAAGAACAUCACGAGAUGUGGCCUGUCCAACUCCACCCUCAACUACCUCCGACUGUGUGUUAUUUUAGAACCAAUGCAGGAGCUGAUGUCCAGGCAUAAAACCUACAGUCUAAGCCCCAGGGACUGCCUCAAGACAUGUCUGUUUCAAAAGUGGCAGAGAAUGGUAGCACCUCCAGCGGAACCAGCCAGACAGGCGCCAAGCAAACGCCGGAAAAGAAAAAUGUCCGGCGGCAGCACCAUCAGCAGUGGUGGCAACUCCAACACCAACAGCAACAGCAAGAAGAAGAGCCCAGCCAGCAGCUUCGCCCUCUCCAGUCAGGUACCUGAUGUGAUGGUGGUGGGGGAGCCCACUCUGAUGGGAGGUGAGUUUGGUGACGAGGAUGAGCGCCUGAUCACGCGGUUGGAGAACACUCAAUACGACGCGACCAAUGGCAUCGAUGACGAGGACAGCUUCAACAACUCGCCCGCCCUGGGGGCCAACAGCCCCUGGAACAGCAAACCCCCGUCAAGCCAAGAGAGCAAGUCAGAGAAUCCCACCUCACAGGCUUCCCAAUAAAGACCCCACACACAGAGAGGCGUGUGCUAGACAGCAUCUACCUGUCCUGUCAAUGUAAACGCAGCCGAGGUACCAGGUGUGUGAAGCCCCAUCCCCCCAAACCGCAAGCCGUGUGUGAGGCCGUGUCACUCUCACCUUCUGAAGAAGUCGUUUCAAGGCUAAACUAGGCCUGAGGGCGGCAAAGAUCUUUUCCAAAUCCCGCACAUUUCUCCCCUCACCUAAAGCUGCUCGUUCACCUUGUUCCCUCCAUCGCUCUCUGUGGCCCCUGCGCUCUCUGUGGGGGGGUGGGGGGCUGCUGCCUGCAGACAGUCUGUGUCUGGCCUGACACCAGCUUCAAUGUACCUGGUGACCCCAGGGAGAGUCUGGGUCAGGGCUAGGGGUUCCCCUGCUCACUGCUCGGGGACCACCCGUGGGAGGGUGUGUGUGUGUGUGAGAGAGAGGACAGGAUCAUUUGUGACCAUCAAUUUUGCUCAAUGCACAGCCCAGCCCACCCAGCCUCUACCUGUCCAGCUCGUGCCCUGCCUACCCUACCCUACAUGCCCAGCCUUUGCCAACACUCACUGUCAGGGUGCCACGUGUACAGUGGUCACUUGGAGAAGUCAGUUGGUCUCUCCUUGGAGAAGCGGGAGGAAUGGAAAGUAAUGGAGGAGAUGAGGCGUCACUACCUUCUGUACAUAAUACAGCAAUUGUAGGUGUGCCAAGGGACGCAUGGGUGGGGUAGCGAGUGGUUCCCCCACAUUGUGGCAAGUACAAUGUAUGGAUUCCAUAGAACCUUGUGACCUCCCCAGAUAAAUAGAGCACACGGCAGAGUCAGCAGUCUGCCUCCCAAGUGGGGGUAAUGAAGGUAGGGCUCACGUUUCUGAGAGAGGGUGAUUGAUUGGGUGAAAUAACUUGCCCACACAAUGUAAAAUGCAAGCAAGCGAUCCUUCCUACUGCCCCACUGAAUUCAAAUCCACAUCUAGCAUGCUUCAAACAUAAUUGAUCCAAUUUUGUGCCAUUUUAGUGAGCUCAGGAGGGGUUUUAAAGGUGUGUAAAGCAGACAAUCCACAGUUGCUGUCACAGUGCUGACGGCAAGGCCACUGAAACUUCACUCCGGCUUCUUAAAUGUUAUGUAUAUUCUUUAAUUUUUUUAAAAAAAGUAGUUAUUUUGUCGUCAGAAGAUUUGAUGGAGUGAGCAUGGUCUGCCACUUCUUUAGCCCCUGGUACCUCUGAAACCAAGAGAGACAGACAAAAUCCCAGCUGCUUGACACGAUUUUCUACUUGGCUGUAAAUCUUGUAGAGACAGCAAGAAUAUAAAAUGCACAUUGUCUUGUUUUAUACAGCAAAGAAAUCUGAAAAAAAACUUUUGAAAAAAUUGAUAGAAGGAAUGCGAAAGCCCUUUCCUCUCGGGAUUGUUUGUAAUGUUUUUAAAUGUUGAACUCGUGUGGGGGGAAUUGGGGUUUUUUGUUUGUUUUUAAGCCUCUUGAUCCAUGCAUUUCUGCUUGUAUAUUACACGCUAGUACUUGCAUUCUGUAUUGCUGUCAUUAAAUGUAUUGUAAAACCAA
This is a messenger RNA of Callorhinchus milii (elephant shark), 3079 nucleotides long. RefSeq names its product LIM domain binding 1a (gene ldb1a). Bases 408 to 1535 code for a protein of 375 amino acids. The transcript has 11 exons. NCBI's taxonomy places the organism in Eukaryota, Metazoa, Chordata, Chondrichthyes, Chimaeriformes, Callorhinchidae. Gene Ontology annotation, molecular function: LIM domain binding. The record is from RefSeq and is a predicted model, not a curated record. Gene Ontology annotation, biological process: nervous system development; positive regulation of transcription by RNA polymerase II; negative regulation of transcription by RNA polymerase II. Gene Ontology annotation, cellular component: nucleus; transcription regulator complex.